Anopheles nili is the source of this 3429-nucleotide messenger RNA. It is a transcript of the gene mib1, whose product is annotated as E3 ubiquitin-protein ligase mind-bomb. The transcript has 7 exons. Gene Ontology annotation, molecular function: protein binding; ubiquitin-protein transferase activity; zinc ion binding. NCBI's taxonomy places the organism in Eukaryota, Metazoa, Arthropoda, Insecta, Diptera, Culicidae. Bases 25 to 3429 code for a protein of 1134 amino acids. Gene Ontology annotation, cellular component: cytoplasm. The record is from RefSeq and is a predicted model, not a curated record. Gene Ontology annotation, biological process: protein ubiquitination.
GUGUCACGAACUACCCGAUUCACGAUGGAAGGCGUUGGUUCGCGGGUCAUUCGCGGACCGGACUGGAAGUGGGGCAAACAGGAUGGUGGAGAAGGCCACGUCGGGACGGUGCGAAACUUCGAGUCCCAGGAGGAAGUGGUGGUCGUGUGGGAUAAUGGAACGGCUGCAAACUACCGAUGUGCCGGAGCGUACGAUCUGCGCAUCCUGGACAGUGCUCCAACCGGCAUUAAACACGAGGGCACCAUGUGCGACACCUGCCGGCAACAACCCAUCUUCGGGAUCCGCUGGAAAUGCGCCGAAUGUAAUAAUUACGACCUCUGCUCGAUUUGCUACCACAGCGACAAGCACCAUUUGCGGCAUCGGUUCCACCGGAUCACCACACCCGGUGGUGAGAAGGUUCUGCUGGAACCGCGCCGGAAGACGAAGAAAAUUGCCGUCCGUGGGAUCUUUCCCAGCUCGCGGGUCGUGCGUGGGGUGGACUGGCAGUGGGAAGACCAAGACGGAGGUAACGGACGGCGUGGAAAGGUGAACGAAAUCCAGGACUGGUCAUCAGCGUCCCCACGUUCGGCCGCGUACGUUGUGUGGGACAAUGGCGCGAAGAAUCUGUAUCGCGUAGGCUUUGAGGGUAUGGCGGAUCUGAAGGUGGUGAACGACGCUAAGGGCAUGACGGUGUACCGGGACCAUCUGCCGUUGCUGGGCGAGUAUGGACCGGGACGGGGACCACACAACUUCCAAAUCGGCGAUCAGGUGACGGUUGAUUUGGAGACCGAAAUCGUACAAUCACUGCAGCACGGACACGGUGGCUGGACGGAUGGGAUGUACGAAUGUCUCAGCACCACCGGUACGGUCGUUGGAAUCGAUGAGGAUCACGACAUUGUGGUCGCGUAUCCCAGCUCCCACCGUUGGACAUUCAAUCCAACCGUACUGACGAUCGUUUCAUCGCCGGUAUCGCUACUUUCGGACAAUCAGCCGCAACAGUUUGCCGUCGGUGACUUUGUGAAGAUCUGCAGUGAUCUUGAGCGCAUCAAGAUUCUACAACGAGGCCACGGCGAGUGGGCUGAAGCCAUGGUGCCGACACUCGGUAAAGUUGGCCGCGUCCAACAAGUGUAUCACGAUAACGAUCUCAAGGUGGAGGUUUGCAACACAUCCUGGACUUAUAAUCCUCUUGCCGUGACGAAGGUGGCCUCUUCCUCCGAUGGGUCUACAGCAGUUACGACAAACGGCGAGCGAUUGUCGGCAAUACUGAAGAAACUCUUCGAACCGCAUGCUUCGGGUGAUGCUACCGAGGAACUCGUCAAAGCGGCCGCCAACGGUGACAAGCUGAAAGUGGAAGAAUUACUGACCGGCCGGGCGGGACAAAACAUGCCCUCGUCGUCCUCCAGCAUGGGCGAACCACAAUCGGUGGUGAAGCUGGACAUAAAUGGCGUUUUUGCUGGGCAUACGGCGCUUCAAGCGGCAAGCCAAAAUGGCCAUCUGGAAGUGAUAGAGGUACUGCUACGGUACAACAUCGACGUUGAGAUCGAAGACAAAGAUGGUGAUCGGGCCGUGCAUCAUGCCGCGUUCGGUGACGAACCGGCCGUGAUGGGACUGCUGGCCAAGGGUGGCGCAGAUUUGAACGCACGGAACAAACGCCGCCAAACGGCACUUCAUAUCGCGGUCAACAAGGGGCAUUUUAACGUGGUGAAGACGUUGCUGGAGUUGAAAUGUCACCCGAGUCUGCAGGACUCGGAGGGAGACACGCCACUACACGACGCUAUCUCGAAGGAGCACGACAAUAUGCUGUCGUUGUUGCUGGAUCACGGUGCGGACAUUACGCUGACCAACAACAAUGGCUUUAAUGCGUUGCACCACGCGGCCCUCAAGGGAAAUCCGAGUGCGAUGAAGAUCCUGCUCACGAAAACGAACCGCCUGUGGAUAGUGGAAGAGAAAAAGGACGAUGGAUACACGGCGCUCCAUCUGGCCGCGCUGAAUAACCACGUCGAGAUCGCGGAACUGUUGGUGCGAAUGGGCAAAGCCAACAUGGACUGCCAAAACGUGAAUCUGCAGACGGCGCUGCAUCUUGCGGUUGAACGGCAACACGUGCAGAUCGUGAAGUUGCUGGUACGCGAGGGCGCUAACCUUAACAUUCCCGACAAGGACGGUGAUACGCCACUGCACGAGGCAUUGCGGCAUCAUACGCUAUCCCAGUUACGUCAGCUGCAGGAUGUUGAGGGUUUUGGCAAGAUACUGAUGGGACUGAGAAAUAACACCGAUAAGAAGGCGUCCGCAUCGAUUGCCUGCUUCCUGGCGGCGAAUGGGGCCGAUCUAACCAUUAAAAAUCGCAAGCUACAGACACCGCUCGAUCUGUGUCCGGAUCCGAACCUUUGCAAAACCCUCAUCAAGUGUUACAACGAGCGUAAAACGGACGACAUGGACAUGACGUCGGCGAGCGGUGUUGGUACGAUUGUGCCACCGACCGUACCUCGAGCAGGUGGACGAUUGGUUUCUGAUGAGCUUUCCGCUUCAACGUCGGUGUGUCACGCAGCUUCUGGUGGGCCGAGCACAAGCGGACUGAGCCGCACUCAAAUCGAUCCGAAUCUUCUGUUGGACCUUUCUAAAAUCAGUGGACCUCUGGACGAGUGUUUGCUUUGUUCGGAUCAGAAGCGAGACACCGUGUUUAAACCAUGCGGACACGUGGUUUGCUGUGAGAACUGUGGCCCUCGCAUCAAGAAAUGUCUGAUCUGUCGCGAGUCGGUGCUCUCGCGGGAAAAGAUCGACGAAUGUCUGGUGUGUUCCGAUCGGAAGGCGUCCGUGUUCUUUAAACCGUGCGGUCACAUGGUCGCGUGCGAACACUGUGCACCAAUCAUGAAGAAAUGCGUCCAAUGUCGCACCCAGCUCGAGCAAAUGGUACCGUUGUCGGUGUGCAGUGGCGGACCGGGCAGUAUCAUGAACAUUCAGCAUCACGCCGAUGAUGGCAAAAACGAUCUACACAAUCACAACGCAUCACAGCAGCAGCAGCAGCAGCAACAAAUGUUACAAGGCACAAACAAGGCAGGCCUUGGCGUUGCUAUGAACAACACGAUGUCACCGAACACGAGCGCAAUGGGAGGAGGUCCUGGACCGGCUGGGACGAGUAUGCUCAGCAAUAAUGAACUGUUGGCGAACGGAAGUGGUGGUGCUUCCGGUAGCAAUACUACCACGCUUACCACUACCAAUAACACUGGCCCCUCCGGCGUGGCACCGAACAACCUGAACCUGGUGGAUGAUUUCCAAAAGCUGCAGCAACAACUGCAGGACAUCAAAGAGCAGACCAUGUGCCCAGUGUGUUUCGAUCGGAUCAAAAACAUGGUGUUCCUGUGCGGUCACGGCACGUGCCAGAUGUGCGGGGAUCAAAUCGAUGGCUGCCCCAUCUGCCGGAAGACGGUGGAGAAACGUAUUCUGUUGUUCUAA